CCGGUCCUUCUACCAGGGGCCGGAAAGGAGUCGCGCUGCCGGAAGGGAAAAGGGACCGCAGUUGAGGGUUGAUCUCGUUCUUUGGUAGCACUAUGGAUGCACGUUUUACCCGUGGGAAGUCUGCUAUCCUUGAACGUUCUCUCACCCGACCCAAGACUGAUGUGAGCCUCAGUGCCUUUUCCCUGCUGUUUUCCGAGAUUGUACAGUACUGCCAGAACAGGGUCUAUUCUGUUUCUGAGCUUCAGAACAAACUUUCUGAGCUAGGCCAGCAGGUGGGAGCCCGUAUCCUGGAUGUGCUCGUGAUGCGAGAGAAAAAUGGCAAACGUGAAACCAAGGUCAUCAAUAUUCUGCUCUUCAUCAAGGUGACGGUUUGGAAGGCUCUCUUUGGGAAGGAGGCUGACAAGCUUGAGCAAGCCAACGAUGAUGACAAGACUUACUACAUCAUUGAGAAAGAGCCUCUUAUCAAUACUUAUAUUUCAGUUCCCAAGGAAAACAGCACCCUCAACUGUGCUUCCUUCACUGCUGGCAUUGUGGAGGCCAUGCUCACUUGCAGUGGCUUCCCUGCUAAAGUCACAGCUCAUUGGCACAAAGGGACCACACUCAUGAUUAAAUUUGAUGAGUCAGUUAUAGCACGUGACAAAGCGUUGGAUGGCCGUUGACCAUUUUUGUAUAAAUAAAUUCAAAUUGUCCUUGUGUGUAUAUGUAUAUAGAGAGUAUGUACAUAAAGAUGCACACAUUCUAUGAUAAAGUAAUUUAUUCAUAUGUACUUUAAAUGACUAUAUACAAAUGGUAUUUGGUGAUGGAAAGCAAGAUCCAGCCAGCAUGGGGGAAAGGUUAUUGUGUUCCAUAAUGUCAUUCUCAACCAAGUUCUUGUCAGGUAAUCUGCAGUAUACUUCAUCCUUGACUUCUAGGAUUCUGAGUUGUAGUCCCAAAUACCUGGAGGAUACCAGUCUGGGAAAGAAGUAUAUUGAAUUUCUUUGUUACUGUCCUGUUGAAGUUUGACUAUAUUAAUGAAAAAUAUAUGCUUUGCCACCAAGAUAUUUGCUCAUGCUAUUGUCCUUUUUACUUAGUUCUUUCCCUUAUUCAUGACAAUUGCAGCCGAUUUCCUAUGUGUACCUGAAAUAAGAAGUUGGACCUAUGUUGAUAUUUCAUCUAAAAUGUGAUUUUUAGAGAUAGUAUAAUGCAAUGCCUAUCUCUGUGAUAUGUACUUUUUACUGACAACGUUGUUUCUGCUCUGAGCAUUAGGAGAUAAAUCUGCUUGACUACCUAUCUGCAGAAACUGAUAGAUUAUCAAGUAAAGCUCUUUUGAAAGUUGGGCCAAGAGCCACCUGCAUUUCCUGUUAACUUAAUCAUCCCUUCAUACAGCUCUUUCCUGCUAUAUUUUGAAGGGGGGAUAAUUAUAACUGUGAUGUACAUGGUUAUCUCUCUUUUUAGAAAAAAUAAAUGAGAUGACCAUGCGUAUAGACUUCAUACAGAACAAUAAGCAAUAGCUUGUGUAUGUGGAUAGAACUCCUGACAAGUGUCAGGCCUGAGCGCAUUUUCAAGUUUAUCUAAACAAUCCAAGGUUUUACAGUUAGUGCUUAAUAAUAAACCAGAGUUUCUUCAAUCCUGUUUUGGGGACAAAAUGAAAAUUAGUCCUGGUUUAUUUCUUUUUCCAGAUGCAAAGUGGAAUGGAUCGUUGUGUUUUCAAAUCUUGGCUUAAACUCUAUUUAUAUAUGUAGUUUUGACCAGCUUUACCCAACCAAAGACUUGUCAAUAUUUUAGGCUGAAAUUUUAAAUCAAAUUCCCAGACAAUAUGACCAUUUAUUUGUCAAAAAUGUGGGAACUGAAUGCAAAAACAUCUGGAAGGAGAUGAUGAAUGGUGCAAGACUGAUUUGUCAUUUAAUACAUCUAACAUCAAUCUGUUCUUACUGUUUAAUGCACUAGAUUUAUGGGAGAAUUUGCUUACUCAAAUAAUAAACUUGCUGAUUGACCCUUUAA
This is a messenger RNA of Thamnophis elegans (Western terrestrial garter snake), 1980 nucleotides long. RefSeq names its product trafficking protein particle complex 5 (gene TRAPPC5). The record is from RefSeq and is a predicted model, not a curated record. The coding region runs from base 93 to 659 and encodes 188 amino acids. The transcript has 2 exons. Gene Ontology annotation, cellular component: TRAPPII protein complex; TRAPPIII protein complex; TRAPPI protein complex. NCBI's taxonomy places the organism in Eukaryota, Metazoa, Chordata, Lepidosauria, Squamata, Natricidae. Gene Ontology annotation, biological process: endoplasmic reticulum to Golgi vesicle-mediated transport.